This is a messenger RNA of Pocillopora meandrina, 10780 nucleotides long. NCBI's taxonomy places the organism in Eukaryota, Metazoa, Cnidaria, Anthozoa, Scleractinia, Pocilloporidae. The record is from the annotation of a GenBank genome assembly.
AUGGAUGGCUCUGUUGAUUUUAAUCGCACCUGGAAAGACUACAUACAUGGCUUCGGUAACUUGGUCGGUGAAUUUUGGCUCGGACUGGACAAGAUAAAUCGUCUGACACAAAACAAGACAAAGAACAUGCUUCGAGUAGAUCUGGGGGUAACUACUCGCCAAACUGUUCACGCUGAGUAUGAAUGGUUUGGAAUUGGGAACGGGACUACUGACUACCGGCUGUACAUCGGCAAUAUGACAAGUAAGUAAACCGUCUUUUAAACAUUCAUCGUUGGAUUUUUAUAUGUUACUUCCCUUUCGAUGUCUAGUGCCCUAUUCACACCAAAGCUAAAGAGCUGUUCAGCUAAAAACGAUUUAAAGUUGGUUUCUUUAGAGAGGCUGCUUAAACUGAUGUUUGCCUACUUCAAAUUUAGCCAAUUGAAAAUACAAGUUAGUGACAACUUUAAUCCAAUGGAAAACUCAGUUAUUCAGUUCUCUGUUACUGAUUGUUAAUUCAAUCCCCUCCCCCAACUCCACGUAACCUGCAGAUAAUGGUUUCAGUCUAGCGUUUGAGUGUUUUUUUGCUGUUAAUUCUGCCUAUACCUAGUUAAGUCCGCGCUACUACGAAGACAGUUUGCUUUCGAAGCUGCUUGAGAUAGAAAAAUCAUUGAACUCGGCUUUAGCAAAAUAAAAUUUGAGUAUUAAUUAUAUUUCCCGAUAUUUUUGUAUUUCGAUAUCUGCCCUACUUCGUCGAUUAUCGAGUUUGGGGCGUCAAAAGUAUUAUCUUGAUCCAAAUAUUAUGGAAUUUUCUUUUUUUCUUUUUUAAGGAGAUGCAACUGUUUCCUCUGAUUCCCUCAAUCCUCACAAAGAUCUCAAUUUUGGUAGCUGGGAUAGGGAUCCUGCUGAUUGUACACAGAAAAGAGGCGGAGGCUGGUGGUAUGGCAGAAGUAGUAAAUGUGCUGUUUCUUCGAAUCUCAACGGAAUUUAUCCGCAUUGUCGAAAUGAAACCUGGGCCGAUAUCCAUUGGAGAGAAUUAGACCCAAACAAUCCCAAGGGCAACGCCCCCACAUCAACUGAAAUGAAAAUUAGACCAGUGGAUUUUUUUUAAAAACUUUCUGACGAUAAAGUUUUCACGUAAAUAGUGAUUUCUGCGUCUUCUGCUCGAUCAACUUCGCUGUUAUUAAAAUUGUGAUUGGCAGAUUAAUGAUCGAGUGGCCUUCCUUGAAUUUGCAUGAAUUUCACCGGGGAAACAUCAUCGUUAACUGUUUCCUUCGUGACCAGGCAUCAAGUGCAGUAAUUUUUAACGGCAAGACAAAAAAGAUCUGUAUUUUUUCCAACGCCUCUUAAUUUUAGAGGUUAAAAUGUUUCGAAUAUACAGAAUAGAAAAAAUGACAAAAUCAUGGACUCGACCAUACAUAGUCGGUCAAAUGCGAUUUUAGAAAAUAAUUUUUUUUUUCAGAAGGAUUUAUAUCUGUAGAACGUUCUAAGCUAUUAACUGGAGUUCAUAAAUGUUUUUACUCAUCUCCACAGUUUUUACGUUUUCUGAUGAUAUUUAAAGUUUCACAAUAUUAUAGCUAUCAAUAAAACGAAUUAAGAUUGUGUCAAAAAAUAAAAAUUUAGGUAUGCGAGUUUUACCGGGAGAUGAAGUGAAGACUGUUAUACAUUAUUUACGCAUUUACGUCAAAAGCUCUGCGAUAGUGUUGCCAUGGCAUCCCAAUAGGUCGCAAACCUCCUAUACUUGAGGAUUUCCAAACUUACACUGGUUUUUUAUUUUCAUAUUUGCUAGUGAAGCUUCUUACGCACGAUUGACAGACAUUUAAGACUGUAAAGGUAUCGAGGUCAGUCCACGUUCCGGCCUGGUGUAAGUUGGGAACAUAAUUUUAUCAAAAAUUGGUAAACAACUUCACAAGUUCUUUGUUUGCAUAUCUUGGAGAUUAGUAAGGAGAAUUUCUUAUGAGAUCUUGAGAGUAAAAGGCCGGUAAAGGGAUUAUCACGGCUAUCACUACAGUGAAGAAUCUAUUGAGCAUUAGAAAGGGGACCGUGAGCAAAUGCAAUCUUCCGUCAUUAGGAUUUCGAGUCCUAAACGCGCAAAUAAUAUCAAGACUAGCUUAGGCAUGGAGAGAAUAGAGUAGGAUAAAGUUAAAUGAGAUGGACUCAAUCAAUGUGUAAUGCGAAAAAAGAAGAUUAAGAUGACGAAUAAUAAGAUUUGCGAAUAAUAAGAUUUGACCCUGGUAAAGCGCACGUGUGUUAGUUAUAAGACUCGUAGAUUCUCCAAAAGGUUAUCUGCAGUUUCUCAAGCUUUUAAGAUGAUGUUCUUCUGUGACUGACACAGGUAUUUAUAGAAAAAAGAGCUUCGAGUCGAACCUAUGACCCUCCGAAAAAUACUUCAGAUGCUGUACCACUGAGCCAUAGGAGACUCGUGGCAGGCUGAGCCGAUUAUCUUUGUCCAUGGAGACAAACUUCAUCUAUACUUCUAGGAUAGGAAUAUCGACAUGUGAUGCUAUUGCACGAUAGUGAUGUAAAUAAAGACGUUCAAUUUUAAUCCUAGUGAUUUGUUUUUUGUCUUGUUUUCUCGUUGUCUCUUUGAUUGUUCUUUCACGACUCAAACAUGAUACGACAAAAUUUAAUAAAGAAGGCAUGACGUCUCAAUCAAAAACACACCUAUCGGCCAAUGAGAGCGCGCGUACUAACUUAAAUUUUUCCUCUAUAAGUUAUUUAGGCGGGUAUCCUGACGCUUUUGUCUUUACUGUUAGCAUCCGAGUUUCCGUGUGUCAAUCUAAUUUCUGAUCUUUUGCAAUGUCCGCUGGGUGAGCAUGAAAUAUAUUAUUUCGGAAUACCUCUCAAUACCACCCAAAGGAAGAGAGAAAGAAACAAAAAACAAAAAAAAUUCCAAAAAUUUUAAUUCUGCAAAUUUUUUCAAAAUAAAAUUGUCUGAUUAACAUUUUCUAUGUUUUUCGGUAGGAACUCUGGCUGUUAUCGUUAAAGCCUUUCGAGAGAAAACUAACUCACCGGAACUCCUAAAUUAAUUCUUGUUCCGAUAUUGAAAGAAUUCAUUUCUGUGUUAGUGCAGUUUUGCCACAGGCUAGGAUAAAGUGGCGACUAAGCAACAAGGAGAUAAAUGAACCUUUUAAAUCUUUAUUACGUCAUUGAGCGGAAACUGUGCUUGACAGGUCCCCGUACAUGCCCGUGAGGGGAUAGAGGGUGGGGUAAGUACUUCUUAGUCCCAUUUUCACGGCUGGAUUUACUAUAAUAGGGCUGCAUUCUUUAAUGGAGUUACUACAAUGGGGUCGCACAUUUUUCGAGAUUUUGGGGGUGAGAAAAGUCUCGUAUAUCGGGAUUUAAAAAUGGGAAGAUUUACAGUAAAAAAGUUGUCACUGUAUUUCGCGCUGUUGUUUAACAAUCGGUUUGCAUUAGAAGUAUGCCUUUCCUCUCUGCCGCCCACGCGGGCUGCAAGGUCACGCUUCAAGAGGUCAAUAAAAGAAACAGAUGACGUGCUUUUGAAACAAUGUUCUACAGAUGGACAAACAAAGAAAUGGAUGAUUUCGCAUGUGUCUAACAUUCUUUGGUGUAAAAUACUCAUCUAAACUUUUGUUUGUCAUUGACAAGAACUUAAUUGGUUUUUGUUUUCGUGUUGUAACAGUCUUCGAAAGCACGCACGCACGCCAGAAACAGAUAAGGAUUCGAAGAUCAGUGGAUGGUUAGGACCCUUAGGCUUGCAAAAGAAAGCACAAAGAGUUUAAUAGACUGGGAAUGUUUUAUAUCAAACAAAGUUUCUAUUGGGGUCAAAGAAGAGAGAAAGACAAGGGACUUAAAUCCGGUCAGAUUAUAGUAUUCCGUUUACUAACGCAAUAACGUUUCCUCAUUAAGGCGCGACUAUGAUGGUUAAAAGCGAAAAGGUCGAAUUUUCUGAGAGUCUUUUUUUUUAAGUAUUUCAGCAGUCAACAUUCCUUGGUCACAGAAACGUUGUUCGGGCUUCCCUUAAGUAAUCACAUCAAAUGUAGCAAGAAACAAACACACCCUGUAAAAGUUUUGCAUUGUAUUAUUUGGCCUUCUAUUACACAUCCUUGUAAGUUUCUAGCAAACCAGUUCUUGCUCUUAGAUCCAUUUAGAGCAGAUUAUCUGCAAAUAUUUACAUCUGCAUCCCUUGCGAAAACGUUUUAAAACAUGGGAAUAAAAAGAUUAGUAUUGAAAUGUAUUUGCCUGGUUUUGCAAAGAGGGUAAUGCUUGUGCAAAUUCAUGUCGUUAUUAAAAAUUUGUAGUAUCUGCAAAGGCGAAGGAAACAAAGAGCACAAUGUCACGUUUAUAUCACGUGUGCACAGGAAAGCCACAAGAACAGGCAAAUCAGUGCGUCAACACCAAUUUAUAUCCCUAAAUUUUCAACACGUUUGCUUACUUUGCAACCCGAGUGAAUCCAAAUUUUCCUGUAGUGUAUUUCACCUUUUUUUUUUUUUUUUUGUCCUAAACGCAGAAAUAUCUAAUCAAUAAGAUUCCAAGACAAUGAGAUCAGGUUUUUGUUUCUUUUUCCUCUCAAAAACACGAAGCCAGUGAUUUGUUUGUAAAUGCACAGACGCAGUUUGUUUGGACAAUCUUUUUGUUCAACUUCGUUACGUUUGAAUCUUUAAGUUUAAUCUUUAGGUAUUUUCCCUUCAGGGUUUGAAUUUCCGCAAGAAUAAAGAUGCCCAGUUUCCGAUCCACUAUAAAUAUGGAAUGGAGCCACCCACAUGUCGGCUUCAAGCACUAUUAAGAGGAUCUCAAAGAGGUUCUUGUAAUGGCUUUGCGGCUAAAAUUUUUUUACGGUUAAAAUUUUGGCCAAUUUACGGCUAACGGUUAAUUUCUUUCCUUCGUUCUUAAAAGAGCAAUUUUUACGAUUAGCCAUUUCUUUAAGACCAAUUGUUAAAAUUCAACUUUUAGGCGUAAUGGCCAUUUUUUCUUGCCGUCUAACGGCAUGAUUCCUUUAACUCCCAUAAGUGACCAACACAGAAUUUCUGCUCGCAAUAUCAAACUACAUCAAACAGAAAGGUGAUGAGAAUAAAGAAAAAUACCAAUCAGGGGAUUAUAAGUUGAUCCAAUUCCAUACAACAUUCUGCAAAAUAAAACUAUAAGAAUCGUAUGGCAGACACCAAGAAGAAUUGAUAUUGAGAUCUUAGCACUGGAAGGGUUAAGGGUCGUUCACGCGGCUAGCACUGUACUGAAGAAUCUAUUGAACUAUUGGCAAAGAUGAAGCUUUCUACAUGUGGUACAUUGUCAUAAUGUUUAACAUGAUAGCGGUGUAACCAAGGGAACUACUAAAGACACACUUAACAAUAAGAGCUGAUCGAAGCUCUCUCAAGUCAGAAAGAGAGGAUAAUUGCAGCAGAGAGUUUGCACAAAACGACCCGUUUAUCGUGAUUACUAUAGACAAGAACUUUGCUACAAUUAUCAGAAAAGUUAAUAUCGUAUUUUGCCAUUUCCAUAUGGAUUUUCAUCAAAGCAAAGCUAGUAUUCAUGAUAACUCUCCUUUUCAUUGGUUCAUAGAGUUUGCUCUAAAGAUUUAAGAUAUUUGGUUCUCUCUUGUUACCACUCGUGAGUAAAUUUUCGGGAUGAAUUAAGAUACUCAUCAAAGUUUUGAGCUUUUUUUUAUGGUGUAGACUUAAACACUUUUAACCCCCUGAGAAAAGGUAACAAGAUAUUUUUCAGGCAAUAAACAGAAUAACUUAUUUUUGGUAAAUCAAGGAAUUAAUCCAAACUGAACACCAGCAAUUUUGAAAUUAAGCACCUUUGCUUUAAUCACCUCGCGCGUAGUCAUAAUAGCGAGAUACGACACCAUCCUCGAUCCAUUAGAGCGAGAGAAUCUCUAUCAUAAUAAUCUCCUGAGCAUUGGAAUUCGUAAUCCUCGUCUUUAUUAACAAUGUUAUCCUUAUCUUUGAUUACAAACUGUUCACAAAUAGUAUAAGCCUUACCAGCAGGAUUCCACCGCUAAAACUGCUAUUAAAUUCCAACGAUGAUUCUACUGAUUAACGUACGAUUAAAAACAUUUCUCUCAAAGACAUUUUAUCAACUUAUUAUCCAUUGCCUGAUUAGCAUGUCUAUUAACUGACGAAGGGCUAACGCUCGAAACGUCAGCUUUGAAACUCUCUACGGUAGCCAAUUUACCUUAUCAACUCAGUUGAUGAUACUGUAUUACCCUGCUAUACUCUCCCGCUGACGCAGUACCACAUUUUCUUCAGAAACUUACCCCCUUUAUCGAUUGAAGACAUUUAUCUUCAAAAUAUUUCUCUCAAUCUAACUAAACAAUACAGAUUUAUUUAGACUUCCUUAACUUCAUUUCGUUUCUUUCAUAAAUGGCGCGAAAUGGUAGCUGAACCGUUUGCCCACAUAACAGUGAAAAUAUAUGCGUAUUCAGGCAACACUCUCUGAAAUUUUGACCAUGCUGUUCCAAGGACUCCUUUUAUAAAACUUGGUAACUGAGAAAUAGCAACCAUUUUGGUUGAAAGAAUCUGUUUGUUUCGUCUGCAUUCCGGAGUGCCUGCAUGAUUAAGGAACGGAAUUAGGAUUAUAAAAAAGCCAUUAAGCUCUCAUGAAGUGUCAAAUAUCAGAGGAUAUAAAACAGUUAUAUAGCUACUGUUUAUAAUCAUAAGUCCAAUAUAAUAAAUUACUAGAUUCCAUUUGAUUUGCUUUGCAAUACUCAUUGUUAAACAUCUAUCUCACGAAGGAAAAUCUAUCAUAUCAAUAAAGAAAGAUGGGUCCGGAAGAGACUUCAUCAAACACUCUUUUAAAUCUUGUUUAGGCAGAAAAAAUUGAAACUAAGAUAUUUCUAGAAGACCAGCUGAAUUCUGAACACCAGCUGUCACGAUAAUGUAGUCGUCAAUCAUGUCACAUUUCAGUGAAUAAGACUGACCAAAGACGAGCCAAAACUAGAAAUUUCCUGUUACGAACCCGUUGUAGAUUCUCCCCUUAUUUUAAGGGGUAACAGAAUUUUUAACCCCUGGAACGGCCUGAGCCAAUAGGAUUUGUCUAUUUUUUGUUUUCUGUGGGCUUAUUUAGCAGACAAAUUCGAACGGACUUUUAUUAGUUCUUGAACAGAGCACGAAGGAGGCGGGCGGUUAGGGUAAAUAAGUAAGUCAAGUAAGUGAGCUCAGCAGUAUGUAAGGUCCUAGUACUUUUGGGAAAAACUUUCCCACUGUACUUUUUCCAUAGAGUUUCUUAAUGUUCUUUCCUAUCUUUAACAUAAAAUCGGUUUUAUCUUUUUGCAGCCUUUAUGAAUAACACUGCAAACAACACCCGACGAAUCAAAAUGAGGGACAAUCGACAAGGUAUAGGUAUGUAAUACUGUUCGAUAUGCAAGUCACAGUUUUGAGCAACUUACUUGAUUAUAUCCUAUGCUUCUUUUUUCCAAAUAUGGAAUUUUUCGUUUUGAAGCUAUAUAAAAUUAAGAGGCUAACGUUUGCACCUCCUUUUAACCGAUGGGGUUUGUACUAUACAGUAUACAGUAUUUAUAGAGCGCUAAUUCCCAAUAGUCCAUUAGCGCUUAUUGUAUGCGACUCCUAUUAUAGCAAACACCGACAACUCUCAAAACCCAGUCAGUGUGCUCGAUCACAGGGAACAAUAGUCGAACUCCAAAGGUUUUGAAAUCUUUCAGUCGUGGUGUGAUAAAUGAAGUAAAGUCAGUUAUCUGAAACAGUCGAUCAUUCACGCUCGUGGUAGCAUAUAACUUUCUUUUGCAACGAGCCCUGAACGAUUUCACUUAAAAAACUCGAUCGCCUUGUUCAAUAGUUGACUGAAUUGAAUCUCUUGGAUUAUGCAGAUGCAGUUUUGAAUUCGUUUCUACCUCGGGAAUGCCAAAAUUGACAACUAUCGUUCUUUUUUAAAAAUUGCUAGCGGGUUAAAAUAGCGCAGGGGAGCUCUUGCAAGCUUCUUGUUUGUAGGUUUUUCAAUUUCUUGUCCAACUAUUGUUUGGACAAUCAUAUGUUGGAAUGAAAUGACUGAUAAAAUAAUUUAAAAAUAGCAAAUACUUUAUGGGAUCAAAAGAUAGCACUCGUCUUUUAAAAGAACGCAAAAGAAGGAAUCUCGUGAUAUCAUAAGUUGGAUAACUCAUAAUAAUAAUAAUCCCCUGUAAGAAACGGGUUUUUCAGAUUUAAAGUCUGGUUUUUUACUUCAUGCUUUGUCGCAAAAUCCGAGAUCUGGAUAUCAAAAACUAAAUCCAGAUUUCCCAAUCAAAAGGACCCCAUAAUUUCUUUCCGUUUGUUGUCAGAAAUUCAUUCGGAAAUGUGACUGUAUAACAUAUCGUAGAUGAAGUGACCUCAUAACGCUCGAUGACUUCUUCUCUGCAGGUUCUGCUCUACUGUUUCUGGCAUUUUUUUUGACUUUUCAAAUUCUACCAUCAAUGCGUGCAUUGCCAAUAGAUUGCCAAAAGAACACUGCAGUUUGCCUGGAAGAAAUAAUGAAGGAACUCACCCAAGUUCGAUUUGAGGUUAACAUCCUCUUAAAGAACAGAACAUCGUUGAGAUGUAAGUAAGAUAUCCUUCGUUUACUUGUAUUUAUCAUUCCAUCUCUUCUAAAUCGUUACUUAUAUUACGGGAGACUAACUCUGCAGAAUGAUGAAUCCAAUUUAUGUUUCAAAGGAGUAACUUUGCAAUUCUAAAAUAUACAGUUUUCUCUUCGUAGUUCUUAUCCUUUGCAAUACUCUUUUAAAAAGAAAUGUAGCUAAAUAUGGAAAGGAAAAAAGGAAAAGGAUAACAAUUUGAAAUGCUUGCAGUAACUUCCUCAGAAAGAAGCAACAAACGGUCUAUUAGAAUAAGAAACAGUAUAUUGUUCGGUUUGGAGCCGAUUCGGGAGGGAGGAAUCGAGGAAUGAAGGUGUUCGUUCCAGAAUGUGUACGACAGUAUUGUCUCUGUGUGUUUGACAAACGUGAAUAAUAUAUAUAUAUAUAUUUUUUUUUAGUUAUUUAUUUUUUAUUUAUUUUUUAUUAUUUUUUUUAUGUCCGUUCUAUUUUUGUCGUUUAUCGUCGUUUUUAUCCUCAUUAAUUUGCUUUAUACGUAAUCAAAAUUAACGAGAGUUGGAGGCUAAAGUUAAUAAGUGCGUGUCAACUAUUUUACGAUCAUAUUGUAGAUGAAAAAUCGCCUAAUUUUUCUCGUCUUUUGUGUCUGAGAUCCAUGAUUAUGACACUAUAAGUAUAUAGUUGCAGCACCCGAACACUUGCACCUUCAGAAUAAAUAUAAGGAGAUUCUGUGCAAAAGUUAUCGAAUGCUACUAUUGAAAUGAUAUUCCUAUAUCAGUGCGGGAGAAGCCCACUAGAAAACAUUUUUUAAAGAGCAGUUUUUAUGUAUUAAUUUUCCUAGUAUUUAUUAACGUCUUCCUUUCACUAUGUACUAUUGAUAUAUUUGUUGUUAAAAGUGUGAUUCCUAUUCCCUCUCAUAUAUCAAUCGCUUUUGUUCUCUUGUAUUGUAUGAAAAAAAAAAUGUUAUUUGGCGUAAAGGUCAUCUAAUUAGCUUGCUUUAUUAUACCUAUCUCCAAUUUUCUCUAUUUUGUUGUAAUUAAUCAAAGGUUGUGAAUGUUGAAGUGAAGGGAAAAAUGAUAAAAAAAUAAUACAGAUUAUAAUGAGUCGAUCAAGUAGCACUUCUUUCGCUUAUAAUCAGUGUUCGUCUACAAAGUACGUUAAUAAACUUUCAUGUUCAUACCAUUUAAUUUUACACGACAAAUAAGAUAAAAGAUCUACGAAAAAUGUAGGUUCCGUCUUUUUCUUUCCAAGAUAUAAAUUUUUAGACAUUUUUCGUCAGCUGCAAAUCUAUAUCCACCCUCAUUUUAGACAUUCUCGCGCCAUCGGACGCCUUUAUUUUAUCUUCAAUAGCUAAGAACUGCGCUGAGCUGUACAAAUCUGGUCAAAGGGUCAGCGGUGUUUACACAAUCGACCCGGAUGGUUCAGGCGCCUUUAAUGUAUACUGUGACCAAACUACAACCGGCGGGGGAUGGACGGUGAUCCAGAAGAGAAUGGAUGGCUCUGUCGAUUUUAACCGCAGCUGGGAUGAUUACAAGCAUGGCUUCGGUAACUUGAUCGGUGAAUUUUGGCUCGGACUGGACAAGAUAAACCGCCUGACACGAAACAAGACAAAGAACAAGCUUCGAGUAGAUCUUGGAGUAAAAACUGGCAAGGCUGUUUACUCUGAGUAUGGCUGGUUUGGGAUUGGGACCGAGACAGCUAAGUACUGGCUAGACCUUGGCAAAAUUAUAGGUAAGUAGACCGUUUUUUUAGCAUUCAUCGCUCGAUCUUUAUACGUUACUUCUCUCUCAUCAAAAUCUCGAUCUAAAACUCCACGUAGUCGAAAAAUGGUAUUAUUAAGUAGCAGGGUAGCCCUGAGGUACACCCGCAUGUUCUGAUUGGUUCUUACUCGGUCGAGAGUUUGGUCCGAGUGCUUCUUACUAACUCCUUAUUUUAUUUAUUUGUUUAUUUUUUAUUUAUUUACAUUUUUUUUUUAAUUGCAAAGACACUAUAAGAACCCUUGAAUUAUGCGGAUUUCUUUUGUUCUGUUUUGAAACAGAUGCCACUGUUUCCAAUGAUUCACUCGGUCCUCAUAAAGGUUUCGUUUUUGGUACCUGGGAUAAGGUUCCUGCUGGUUGUGCUCAACAAAUAGGAGGAGGCUGGUGGUAUGACAGCAGUAUUACCCAAUGUGCUGUUUCGUCAAAUCUUAAUGGUAUUUAUCCACGUUGUGGAAAAGAAACCUUGGCCGCUAUCCACUGGGGAUACUUAGGAAGAAGUGCCAAGAGAAGCGCUCCAACAUCAACUGAAAUGAAAAUAAGACCAGUGGAAUUUAUGCGCGUGGCUUGA